AUGGACGCCGACAUCAGAGCCGCCAUCCCGGACAUAGACCCGAUCCUGUCCGAGUACUCGGUCGGCUAUCUCAGGCACGCCUCCACUGCCUGGGGCGGCGAUGAGGAUUCGAGUGCACUGUCACCGCUCUCCGAGGCCGCUACCGCCAUCACCGAACUGCUGAUCUCAGCGUCCGGCAACGCAGGUGGCCCGGAGCAGGACAAGAUCCGCUCCCUGGUCUCGAAAUGGGUUGAGAAGUACGAGGAGGCCAACGGCACCAACGGGGAGCGGCGCGGGCCCGCCGCCGUGCGCCGCCUCGACCACGCCUACCAGGUCGGCUCCCAGCGCAACAUGUCGUCGACGCUGGCCGUGGCCACCGGCAACGUCGACCUCGAGUCCGCCAACAUGCGCAAGGUCGAGUCCAAGGUCGACCGCAAGAAACUCGAGAAGGCCGAGCGCAAGAUCGCCGCCAAGCAGAGCAAGAAGGAGUUCAAGACCGUCCAGUACGAGGCCUCGCGCCUGCUCGAGCUGCCCGAGGACGCUCAGAGCUACGAGGAGUUCUACAUGGCCGUCAACCCGCUGCAGCUCGGCGGCGGCGGUGGUGCUGGUAAGACAAAGGAUAUCAAGAUCGAGAACGCCGACGUCGGUAUUGGCGGAACGAGGAUCCUGACCGAUACCGACUUGACCCUCGCGUACGGACAUCGCUAUGGUUUGGUUGGUCACAACGGUGUUGGUAAAUCUACCUUACUCAGAGCGCUUUCGAGGCGUGAGCUGCCUAUUCCAACACAUAUUUCCAUUUUGCACGUCGAACAAGAACUCGCCGGUGAUGACACGUCUGCUCUGCAAGCCGUGUUGGAUGCAGAUGUCUGGCGGAAGGUGUUGCUCAAGGACAACGCGCAAAUUACUGCACGCCUUGCCGACAUCGAAGCUCAGCGAUCGUCCCUGGCAGAUACAUCUGCCGAUGCUGCCAGACUUGACCGCGAUAGAGAAGCCAUGGACCAGAAGCUAGGUGAAAUCCAAGGCAAGCUGGCAGAGAUGGAGUCAGACAAGGCCGAGCCCAGAGCGGCUAGUAUCCUCGCUGGUCUCGGCUUCUCUACAGAGCGGCAACAAUUCGCCACCAAAACAUUCUCUGGUGGUUGGCGUAUGCGUCUGGCCCUUGCAAGAGCCUUGUUUUGUGAACCUGAUCUACUACUGCUCGACGAACCGUCCAACAUGUUGGACGUCCCUUCCAUUGCCUUCUUAUCCAACUAUCUCAUUGGCUACCCAAGCACCGUCCUGGUAGUCAGUCACGACAGAGCCUUCUUGAACGAAGUUGCCACAGACAUCAUACACCAACACUCCGAACGCCUUGACUACUACAGAGGAGCCAAUUUCGAGUCGUUCUAUGCCACCAGAGAAGAGCGAAAGAAGACGGCAAGGAGAGAGUACGAGAACAAUGCGGCCCAGCGUGCUCAUCUGCAGCAGUUCAUCGACAAGUUUCGUUACAAUGCUGGCAAGGCUGCCGAAGCACAGUCACGGAUCAAGAAGUUGGAACGCAUGCCGAUCCUGGAGCCACCAGAGGCCGAGUAUAGCGUGAAGUUCAGGUUCCCCGACGUGGAGAAGCUAUCGCCCCCCAUUGUGCAGAUGUCGGGUGUCACAUUCGGAUACACCCCUGACAACAUACUGCUCAAGGAUGUCGAUCUUGACGUUCAGCUAGACUCCCGAAUCGGCAUCGUCGGACCCAACGGUGCUGGUAAGACGACCAUUCUCAAGCUUCUCAUUGGCAAAUUGUCUGCCACGACAGGACUCAUCUCCCAGAACUCCCGUCUCCGCAUCGGCUUCUUCGCCCAGCAUCACGUCGACGCCCUCGACCUGACCAUGAGCGCCGUCAGCUUCAUGUCCAAGAACUACCCGGGCAGCCCCGACGAGGAAUACCGGCGGCAGUUGGGCUCCUUCGGUAUCACGGGCACGACGGGCCUGCAGAAGAUGGAGGUACUCUCCGGAGGUCAGAAGUCGCGCGUCGCCUUCGCAUGCCUGGCGCUUACGCAGCCCCACAUCCUCGUGCUCGACGAACCGUCCAAUCACCUCGAUAUCGAGGCCAUGGACGCCCUGUCAGAUGCCCUCAACCAGUUCCAGGGCGGUGUGCUGAUGGUGUCCCACGACGUCACCAUGUUGCAGACGGUGUGCAAGAGCUUGUGGGUGUGUGAGAACGGCACGGUCUGGAAGUUCCCUGGCGAUGUGCAGCAGUACAAGAAGCGGAUCGCGGCACAGGGCGACGCUUCUGGUGUUGUGCAGCAGCACUAG
Anthostomella pinea is the source of this 2262-nucleotide messenger RNA. The record is from the annotation of a GenBank genome assembly. NCBI's taxonomy places the organism in Eukaryota, Fungi, Ascomycota, Sordariomycetes, Xylariales, Xylariaceae.